Molecule: messenger RNA, 1835 nt
Organism: Prorocentrum cordatum
Lineage: Eukaryota; Dinophyceae; Prorocentrales; Prorocentraceae
Source: the annotation of a GenBank genome assembly
GGCCCCCAGAAGCCGAAGACGACGAAAGACCUCCGUCUCGCUCUCUCCCCGAGGUCGGAGGUCCCCCUCCACCGCCCGGGUGCUGCGGGCAGCGCCCACGAGCCCAUGCCGUCGCGGGCUCGCGGCGACUCCAGUCCGACGCGCGGGUCCACAGGGGCUCCGCGGCCUCGGCCUCUGGCCGCCUGGGCGCUGGCGGCCUGCGCACUGCUGGCGGCCUCCAGGCUGCCGCGCGGCCUCGUGGCCCCGCUCGGCCCUGGGCGGCCCGCCCGGCCACGAGAGCGCGGGCUGGUGGGGCGGGCGUCGGGCCGGCCAGGCGGCCCAGUCAAGAACUGCCCAAGGGGCAGAGGCUGCUGGGCCACGACAAUCCGUAUCACCCCAGGGACGUGAGGCCGGAGGCUCGGAGGAAGCGGGAACACCUGGUCCGGACCAGCUCGAGGUCGGGACGGAACAGGGUGCUGGUCGAGGGGCGCCGUGCCGCAAGGAUCGAGGCGACCAUGGACAAUAUAGAGUUGUGGCUCGGCAUGCAGAGGAAGCUAGAGGAAAGCGCCACGAGCCCAGGCGGAAGGUUUGUGGGAUGGAAGGCAGCCCAGGCCAAGCAGGGAGGUCUCGAUGGGGAGGCCCAGAAAGUGGAGGUCGAGAUAUUGAGCUGGCUGCCAGAGCUCAUGAGGCCCCCGACGCCAGGUGGCCGGCUCCCGGAGCCCGUGGACCAGGAUGAGCUGACCAUGUUGCUCGAGGUCUUUGCCGAGGAGUCCAGUGAGCCGGCCCUCGGUUUGCUGGAGGAUGCAGUGGAGAGUGCGACCAGGACUCCCGAGAUGGAUCUCGGCGCGGCGGUCCUGCUGCUGGAGAGCCUCACCGCCGCGGGUGUGCUGGCCGCGGGCGUGUGGAAGGCGGUCGGGCGGCGAGCGCUGGAGCAGUGCCGUGGCGCGACACAGGACUCGUUCUCCCGACUGGCGUGGGCUCUGGACGCCGCCACGGAGCGCCUGCCGCCCGAGGCGCAGGCCGGGCUGGAGGAGGGGCUGCGCCUGGGGCGCGCCCGCCUCUCCGACGACGAUGCCGCGAUGCUGGGCUGGGCCUGCGCCGAGCUCGGCCUCGAGCUGCGCGGCGUGCUCGGCGAGGCCUCCUCGCACGCGGCCGCGGAGGCCGCGGCCUCCGCGCUCCGGGCAGUGGAGAGCCUGGGCGCGGCGCCUGGCGCCAGGAUGCUUCGCUGGGAGCCCCUGCGCGUGGUCUCGGUGGCCGCAGCGGUGGACCCAGCGCACCUGCAGGAGCUCGUCGACCUCGCCGACCGCGGCGACCUAUGGCGACCGUCCGCGCGCAGGGCCGCCGGCGCCGAGGGCGCGGGCAGCCCCGUGCAGGGGCGGCCCUGGUCGGCCCUGCUCGGCUCCGCCGCCUGCCGCGCCCACCCCGCCUCGCUGGCAGUGCGCCGCUGGGUCGCCAGCGCGAUGGGGGUGCCCGUGGAGCGGGUCGAGGCCCUGCGCGUGGUGAGAUACAGGCCAGGCGACGAGUCUGGUCCGCCGCGCGUGGACACACGCCCUGCAGGCGACGCCAGCCUGUGGCUUAGCGGCCAGCGGGUGGCCACGGUAAUGUUCUACGUGAGCACGCUGCCGGAUGGCGCUGGCGGGGAGACACACUUCGCCUCGCCUCUGCUGGAUUUGCUGGUGUCUCCCGAGGCAGGCUCUGCGCUGGUGUGGCCCACGGUCACCGCGGCUGGCGCGCCGGACCCCAACGCCGCCCGUGGGGCCAUGCCCGUCAACAGCGCGGCCGUUGAGAAGCACAUGGUGAUUACGUGGGUCCGCAGCGGCCCGGCUCCAGGCGAAGGCGGCGCGCCCCCGGCUUGA